Molecule: messenger RNA, 3107 nt
Organism: Mus musculus (house mouse)
Lineage: Eukaryota; Metazoa; Chordata; Mammalia; Rodentia; Muridae
Gene: Scrt2
Product: scratch family zinc finger 2
Exons: 2
Coding region: 234-1169 (311 amino acids)
Biological process (GO): regulation of neuron migration
Cellular component (GO): nucleus
Molecular function (GO): sequence-specific double-stranded DNA binding
Source: RefSeq, marked validated
ACAGCUACAGCGACCGCCUGUGUGCGCGCCGCCGCCGCCGCCGUCGCCGCCGCCGCCGCGCCCGAGCGGCACCCGAGCCCGAGCCGCGACCGUCGCCACCCCGCCGGCUCCGCGGACGCCCGCCCGCUGGGAGCUGUCCAGUGCUGAAGCCGGCGCCGACAGCCAAUCGCGCCGGCCGGCCGCCUCCCCCACCGGGCCUCCCGUGCCCUGCGAGCCCCCCGCCCGGCUGCACCAUGCCGCGUUCCUUCCUGGUGAAGAAGAUCAAAGCGGAUGGCUUCCAGUGCAGCGGGGUGUCAGCCCCCACCUACCACCCCCUGGAGACUGCCUACGUGCUGCCUGGCACCCGCGGGCCUCCGGGGGACAACGGUUAUGUGGCGCACUGUCUGCCCCCCAGCGGUUACGAUGGCGAGCAGAAGCCUGGGCUGGAGCUGGCGCCCGCCGAGCCCGCCUACCCGGCCGCGGCGUCCGAAGAGUACAGCGACCCCGAGAGCCCACAGUCCAGCCUGUCGGCGCGCUACUUCCGCGGGGAGGCGGCCGUGACCGACAGCUACUCCAUGGACGCCUUCUUCAUCUCUGACGGGCGUUCGCGGCGGCGCCGGGCCGGGGCUGGCGGGGACGCGGCGGGCGCAGGGGACGCGGGCGGCGGCGGCGGUGGCGGCGGCGGCGGGGAGCGCGCGGGGCGCUCGGGGGCGACGGCGGGAGGCGGGCACCGGCACGCAUGCGCAGAGUGCGGCAAGACGUACGCCACGUCGUCGAACCUGAGCCGCCACAAGCAGACGCACCGCAGCCUGGACAGCCAGCUGGCGCGCAAGUGCCCGACGUGCGGCAAGGCCUACGUGUCCAUGCCCGCGCUCGCCAUGCACGUGCUCACGCACAACCUGCGCCACAAGUGCGGCGUGUGCGGCAAGGCCUUCUCCCGGCCCUGGCUGCUCCAGGGCCACAUGCGCUCGCACACCGGCGAGAAGCCCUUCGGCUGCGCGCACUGCGGCAAAGCCUUCGCCGACCGCUCCAACCUGCGCGCGCACAUGCAGACGCACUCGGCCUUCAAGCACUACCGCUGCCGCCAGUGCGACAAGAGCUUCGCGCUCAAGUCCUACCUCCACAAGCACUGCGAGGCUGCGUGCGUCAAGGCCGCCGAGCCGCCGCCUUCCGCCGGCCCGGCCAGUUGAGCCUCUGCCAUGCGGGAUGCCCGCCGAGGCUUCUCUCCCACCCCUCAGUCUGCGUCUCCCCUGCCUGCGCCCUCGGUGGGGUGGGGGUGAACCCCAUCUUGGCCUAGAACUUUCUUUUCAACCCCCGACUGAACCCACCACUCAUUUCCUGCAUCGGAUCUCCCUUCGCACCCACCCACUUUGUCCAUUCUGGCCACCACUCGGACCUUGACCCCCAUGUCUGGCCUUCAAGGCUCCCAACUCAGGCACCAGGUCCGUACCUCUUCCAUGUCCCGGCGCUGGAAGUUUCUCCGGCCCCGACUCUAGGCUGUGCUCCUUAACUAGAUCUUUCUUUUCAUUUCUCAGCAGAGUCAUUGGCCAUUCCUCUAUUGGAGCCCUCAAUCCAAACCCAAAUGUACCCUUGAUUUCCUAUCUGCCUCAGUUUCCCUGUCCACACAGUCCAAUCCCUUGGGUCUCUGCUGAAUUUCCGUGUGUGUGUGUGUGUAUGUGUGUGUGUGUCCCCAUACCGUAAUCUAAUCUUCACCACUCUUGGAGUCCUCUGCCUGUCCAUUCCUGAGCCCCUCCAUGCUUGGGCCUUAGGUCCAGCCUCUUACACACACGAUUCCACCUGACAUUAUCAGUCCUCCCGGAUCUCAUCAGACAUCCUGCUCUCUCCAGCUCCAUCUUCCCACUAGUAGCUCCCAGUCCUCAGUUUUCCUAGCUGGGAACAGACUUGGGAGGCAGCCCAAGGCUCUGCCCUCUCAGGUGACCCCUCUUGCCCCAGGAAAGUUCCUGUCUAGGCCUCAGGCCUGGAGCUGCGAUUUCCCAGACUAUCUGAGCACUUUCCCUCGCCCCAGGACUACAGGUUCGCCUCUGCCUUUGCUAGAGAACAGCCUGGAGCACCUCACCCAUGGACACAUCCCCUCGUCCGGCAGGGCCCCUUCCGCUAUUUAUUUGUGUAUUUAUUUAUUUAUCUAUUUAUUAUUCUAUUUAAUCUCUUGGCUUCACCCAGGGACUGUCUGGCUUCCCCAGCUGGACUGGGAAGUCAAAGGGUAGAGUCAGCAAGGCCGUCCGUCGCUGGCUGCUCCUCCCCUUAUGGGUCUGGGGAGAAGCCCACCCUUAUCAGAGCCUCAACUCCUUAGGAAGAGAGGCCUGGAGAAAUGGGGGGAGGCGGAGCCUGCUUAGCCUCAGCUGGGUGGGGAGGGGCCAUCAGAAGGUCCUAUUUGGGGGCAGGUCCCCGGCCUUCUGCGCCUUCCACUCCUGUCCCAGGAAGCCCUUCUGGAGCCUCUCCCUUUGUUUCGUAUUUAUUCCUCUUUCAGAGGGACCCCAGGUUCCAGGGACCGACUGAGCCCCGGACCCGCUGGGGCCUCUGGCCUGCUCCCGGGAGGAGUGCUCUCUCCCGGCCACGACUAUGCAACUCUCCCGGGCAGAGGGGCCGGGACUGCCAGCCAGGCGCCUAUUGGCCACCACUACCUCCUCCACCGCGCUUUUGCAUGCCCGGGCGAGGACCGAAGCACACACCUCCGCGCCCACCUGCCCGGCCCCCUCUGCUUUAAGCACACGCCUCUUUCCACGUCCCUCUGCGUUCCCUUUGUGGGCAAAAGUCCUGGACACUCAGACCUCCUUCCCCUCCCCCUAGCCACAAAAGAGGGUGGAGAUUGCAGACCGCUCCAGGUUGCUCUCUAGGGUUUCGGAGGGGUGGAGCUUCGUUAGGCCCCAGGCUCCAGGAGGAAGUCUGCAGAGAUGGUGGGAGAGAGAGGGGUCACCAGAAGCAAUUUUGGAGGGUGCUGACCCUGUAAAUAGGAACUUCUGACAGCAAUAAUUUCCCAUGCAUGCUAAAUCUUUUGGACCCUCCCUUGCCGUACCCCCAACUCACCCCCCCACCCCUAUUCCUUCCCCACCUUCAGCAGUAUUACUUGUAACGCAAUUCAGGGAUAUUAAAGGGACUUUGGCCACUCA